Molecule: messenger RNA, 468 nt
Organism: Drosophila santomea
Lineage: Eukaryota; Metazoa; Arthropoda; Insecta; Diptera; Drosophilidae
Product: heavy metal-associated isoprenylated plant protein 33
Exons: 5
Coding region: 1-468 (155 amino acids)
Source: RefSeq, a predicted model, not a curated record
AUGAGGAAAUUAGUUAUAUCCCUAGCAGUGCUGCAACUGAUAUCCCUCUCCUUGGGUCAUAAUAAUCCCUGGGAGCAGCAGCCCACACCGAUAAAGAAGGUGCCAGUGCCAGUGCCUGUUCCGGUGCCAGUUCCCGUGCCAGUUCCUGUUUAUCCCAAAGAUGGCGGUGGAGGCGGCGGGGGAAGCGGAAGUGGUGGAGGUGGCGGCGGCGGAAGCGGAAGUGGAGGUGGAGGUGGUGGCGGGGGCGGUGGCGAUGUCGGCGGUACUUGCCCGCGUCCUUCGCCCGAAGCUUUACGGUGCCUUCGGGAAUGGGCCUGUCAGUACGUCAUCCGGCUGGAUCUGCGCUGCCUGCUCACCUUAAAUGGCAACCCAUUGCUGGGCAAUCUCAUUUCCAUACCCGGCAUCACCGGCGGCGGCAGCAGCAGCGGCGGCGGUGGCAUCUUGGGUGGUCUCCUGGGUGGCAAAUAG